AUGGCGUUGUGUCCGAAGUCAGUGCUAGUGACAGGGGCCAACAGAGGGAUUGGGCUGGAGUUUGUGAGGCAAUUCCUGGCUUUGAAGACUCCUCCGAAGUUUAUCUUCGCUUGUUGUAGAGUGCCGGAAAAUGUUGCGGACCUUAACUCAAUCGCGGAAAAGAGUCCGUCUGUCCAUGUCGUAAAAAUUGAUGUAACAGACGACUCGAUCAUAGGUGGAGCUAGAGCCUACGUGGAGAGCACCGUCGGAGCGGACGGUCUGAACCUUCUCAUAAACAACGCUGCCGUCGGCGUACAGAAGCGCCUACAGGAAGUCACGAGGGAAGAGAUGCGCCGUCACUACGAGGCUAACGCCAUUGGUCCACUGAUGGUGGCGAGGGCCUUUCUGCCGCUAUUGAAGCAAGCUGCAAGUCUGAGUCCCGCUGCGCCGAUGUCUUGUAGCCGGGCGGCCAUCAUCAACAUCUCCAGCGUACUGGCCUCAAUCUCUGAAAAUUCGUCCGGUGGAGGUUACGCCUAUCGACCUUCUAAAGCAGCCUUAAAUAUGCUCACCACAAACCUCGCUUUAGAGCUGAAGGAGGACGGCAUCUUGGCGACGGCGGUGCAUCCAGGGUGGGUGAAAACUGAAAUGGGUGGACCCAACGCUUUGAUUGACACGGGAGAGAGCAUAACUGCGAUGAUGUCCCUUCUUGCGAAACUGCAGGGCGAAGAGGGGACUGGGAAGUUCUACAAUGGAGUACGGGGUGGUUUGAUUGGUUGGUAACAAAACCAACUCAGGACUCUGUGGAGUUUUGAUUGGUUUGAAGAGGCUGUGUAUGGUGAUUUAAUUGGUUGAUAACGUUUUGUGUGGGUUUAUUUGAUUGGUAGCAGGCCAAGCGGUAUUUGAAUGGUUAGUAACUGCUUCGCUGAUCAACGUGAACAUAACCAUUGGUGCUAAUAAUCCUCACAACUUAACAAAACAUUGGAUUUACCCCAAGGACGAUACAAGAAUUCAUGUUUAUUUUGCUUCUUCUUUCAAAUAAUACAAAAAAAAGCGCUGGCAGGAUUUAAUUUCUUGUCUUCGAAAUGUCGCCUUGUCGGUGUGUGUGUUUCUUUUCUGUUGUGCUAGUUUAUCAUACGAUUUAUGAACCAAACUUUAAUGCAAUUUUAACCGCUCAAGAUUCGUGUUUGGUCAAUUUCAAUGAAAUUAAUGUCAGAAGUGUACCGCUUGACUUCUGCAGUAUGCGGACUUAAACAUUGCAGAAUGUUCUAAGCCCAUGGUCACAACGUUUCGCCACGUGGGAUCUAGAAUAUGGAAAUCACACAGAAGAAAGGUUGACUUUUAUGUGCUUCUCUCGUGUGACAUGUCAAAAAUGCCAAUUACCAAAAUGUCAUUGUUACUAAAUACAUUGAUGAUUACAUAAAUUUAGUGAAAGUACUUUUAUUUGUAUGUAGGGUUUUAGAAAAAACUGUUAAAUAUGUUUAAAGUUUAAACAUGUAUUUCUGGGGGCCCAAGCCUCUUUCGGUGAUAGAAGUUCAAUGAUUUAAUCUACAACCUAUGGGCCAAUGUUCACUAACGUCUAUGUACAUGUAUUUAAUUGGAUAAAUUAUUUGAA
Molecule: messenger RNA, 1591 nt
Organism: Mya arenaria
Lineage: Eukaryota; Metazoa; Mollusca; Bivalvia; Myida; Myidae
Product: C-factor-like
Exons: 5
Coding region: 1-759 (252 amino acids)
Source: RefSeq, a predicted model, not a curated record